GUGAGGCUAGGGUUUCUUCAGCUCCGAACAUCAAAUGGAGACUCUGUACAAGUUGAACUGCGAGACGAAAACGCGGAAUUCAUAGACCAGUUUGCAGGAACACUGGACUUGUUCAUUCCGCAGCUUUUCGCUGCAAACAAUGCCACGGUUUUCCUGCAGAGCGACGCAACUGAAACCGAGUUCGGUUACUUGGCUGCAUAUGCUGCUGAAUUGCCAAACAAUGGAAAAGAUGAGAUUAUUGAGGUGGAAGACAAAAUCAGCUCAGACGCUGAUGAACCGAGUUUCACGGAAGUGAUCAGAAUCAACACCGAAACCGGAGAAAUCACGACCAACGGGGACGUGACUCAAUUGCACACCAAAGUGCAACCGGGUGCCUCAAAAACCUACGGUUUCCUUUCGUCGCCGAACCAUCCGAACAAUUACGCAAACGGCGAACGGAUAACCUUCGACUUAGUCGCUCCAGAAGGAUCCAAAAUUGCACUAAGGUUGAUGCGACUGCGGUUGGAGCCGAUUUACGACCAGCUCAGGGUCUUUGACGGCGGAGUUUUACUCCAGAACAUUGAACACCUGAUGACAAACAUCAUCUACAGCAAGAGCAACGAGAUCACGGUGCAAUUCACAAGCGACACUUCAAACACUUACAGUGGUUUCUUGUUGGCUUACACGAAUAUUCAGCCCUCCAGAUUCGGCUCAAUUUUCCGCAAGAUUUCAUCCACGAUUGCAGAAAACAAAGCAGAAAGCCGAGAUGUUUGCGGCGGAAUCGAAAGCAUCGUGUUGACCCAAGAAACGGACCACGGGUUCAUAGCGAGUCCGGGGUACCCAGGCCGAUACCCGAAUUCUGUGGCAGCCAGGGACUGUGGACAAGACCUAUCUGUCAACAGUGACAGUAUCGACAGCGUGAGGCUGGGUUUCCUACAACUCCGAACAAUCUAUGGAGACUACGUUCAACUGGAAGUCCGAGACACGGCACCGGAUUUGGAAUACGUUGAACAGUUGUCGGGAAUCUCAGACUUGUUCCUGCCAUUAUUAUUGGCGGGAAACAAUGCCACGGUUUUCCUGCAAAGCGACUCUGCGGAAACUGAUAUUGGUUACUUGGUUGCAUAUGCUGCUGAACUGCCUCGUAACACCAAAGAUGAGCAAAUCGAGGUAGAAGACAAAAGCGGUCCCGGCAUUUACGAACCGAAUUCCGUGGAAGUGAUCAACAUCAACACCGAAACCGGAGAAAUCACGACCAACGGGGACGUGACGCAAUUGCACACAAAGGUGCAACCGGGUGCUUCAAAACAAUACGGGUUCGUUUCGUCACCGAACCACCCGGACCCUUAUCCCAACAGUCAAACCGUUGACUACAACUUGUCGGGUCCCUCGGGAUCGAGAUUUGCCCUGAGGGCCCUGCGAACCAGGUUGGAGACGGGCUACGACAGCGUCUACUUCUUGGAAGACGGAAUCCCGUUUGCGGGUGGCUAUACUCUGAUGACGAGCAUC
Notodromas monacha is the source of this 1485-nucleotide messenger RNA. Lineage: Eukaryota; Metazoa; Arthropoda; Ostracoda; Podocopida; Cyprididae. The record is from the annotation of a GenBank genome assembly.